AUGCUCCCUGCUGAUGAGAAUCCAAAAGAAGGUCCAUCAAGCGUAGCACCAACAGAAGGUCUGACUAGCACAGCACUAGAAGAAGGUCCUGCAAGCACAGUGGCAAAAGAAGGUCCUACUACCACAGCACCAACAGAAGGUCCUGCAAGUACAGUGCCAACACAAGGUCCUUCAGGGAUAGUGUCAACAGAAGUUCGUACUAGCACAGCAACAACAGAAGUUCCUGCAAGCACAGCACCAACAGAAGGUCCUGCAAGCACAAAAGGGCCUGCAAGCACAGUGCCAACAGAAGGUCCUACUAGCAAAGGGCCAACCAAAGGUACUUCAGAGACAAUGCCAACAGAAGGUCCUACUAGCAUAGCACCAACAGAAGGUCUUGCAAGCACAGCGUUAACAGGAGGUCCUACUAGCACAGUGCCAACAGAAGGUCCUACUAGCACAGCACCAACAGAAGGUCUUUCAGGGAAAGUGCCAACAGAAGGUCAUACUAGCACAGCAUCAACAGAAGGUCCUGCAAGCACAGCGCCAACAGAAGAUCCUGCAAGCACAGAAGGUCCUACAAGCACAGUGCCAACAGAAGGUUCUACUAGCAUAGCACCAACAGAAGGUCCUGUAAGCACAGUGCUAACAGAAGGUCCUGCAAGCACAUUGCCAACAGAAGAUCCUGCAAGCACAGAACCAACGGAAGGUCCUGCAAGCACAGUGCUAACAGGAGGUCCUACUAGCACAGCACCAACAGAAGUUCAUGCAAGCAUAGUGCUAACAGAAGGUCCUUCUAGCAUAGCACCAACAGAAGGUCCUGCAAGCACAGUGCUAACAGAAGGUCCUACUAGCACAGAAGGUCCUACUAGCAUAGCACCAACAGAAGAUCCUGCAAGCACAGUGCCAACAGAAGGUCUUUCUAUCAUAGCACCAACAGAAGGUCCUGCAAGCACAGUGCUAACAGAAGGUCCUACUAGCACAGAAGGUCCUACUAGCAUAGCACCAACAGAAGGUCCUGCGAGCACAGUGCCAACAGAAGGUCCUACUAGCACAGCACCAACAGAAGGUCCUGAAAGCACAGUGCCAACAGAAGGUCCUACUAGCACAGGGCCAACCAAAGGUCCUUCAGAGACAGUGCCAAAUGAAGGUCCUACUAGGACAGCACCAACAGAAGAUCCUGCAAGCACAGUGCCAACAGAAGGUCCUUCAAGCACAAUGCCAACAGAAGGUCCUACUAGCACAGCACUAACAGAAGGUCCUACUAGCACAGUACCAACAGAAGGUUCUGCAAGCACAGCGCCAACCGAAGGAACUUCAGGGACAGUGCCAACAGAAGGUCCUACUAGCACAGCACCAACAGAAGGUCCUGCAAGCACAUUGCUAAGAGAAGGUCAUACUAGCACAGCACCAACAGAAGGUCCUGAAAGCACAGUGCCAACAGAAGGUCCUACUAGCACAGGGACAACCAAAGGUCCUUCAGAGACAGUGCCAAAUGAAGGUCCUACUAGCACAGCACCAACAGAAGAUCCUGCAAGCACAGUGCCAACAGAAGGUCCUGCAAGCACAGUGCCGACAGAAGGUCCUACUAGCACAGCACCAACAGAAGGUCCUACUAGCUCAGUACCAACAAAAGGUUCUGCAAGCACAGUGCUGACAGAAGGUCUUACUAACACAGCACCAACAGAAGGUCCUGCAAGCACAGUGCCAACAGAAGGCCCUACUAGCACAGCGCCAACCGAAGGAACUUCAGGGACAGUGCCAACAGAAGGUCUGACUAGCACAGCACCAACAGAAGGUCCUGCAAGCACAGUGCCGACAGAAGGUCCUACUAGCACAGCACCAACAGAAGGUCCUACUAGCUCAGUACCAACAAAAGGUCCUGCAAGCACAUUGGUAAGAGAAGGUCAUACUAGCACAACACCAAAAGAAGGUCCUCGAAGCACAGUGCCAACCGAAGGUCCUACUAGCACAGCGCCAACCGAAUGUCCUUCAGUGACAGUACAAAAUGAAGGUCCUAGCACAGCAUCAAAAGAAGAUCCUACUAGCACAGUGCCAACGGAAGGCCCUACAAGCACAGCACCAACCGAAGGUCCUACUAGCACAGUACCAGCAGAAUAUUCUGUCACUGAAACGACUACCAAGGCACAGAAUGAAAACCCAAAGGAACUCUCAUCUGUCAAGGUCCUUAGAUCUACCCCUGCUCCAAAUAAGACACCAUCCUCUCCUGUUCCAGUGAAACCAACAAAAAAUCCUACUCGACCUAGUAUGGAGAAGAAUGACAAAUCUGAACAAAAGGACACUCACAAUGAUCCUAGUGGCAUUGCUACAAUCAGACCAGCAGAAAAACCUCUUAAUGCUACCUCAGACAAGAAUGGCAAAACAGAUAGUAUUAAAGAUUAUCAAGCUGAUGAUUAUGACACUAACCUCUGCAGUGGUCGUCCAAUCAGUGGUUUGACAACUCUCAGAAAUGGUACCAUUGUGGUGUUCAGAGGACAUUAUUUUUGGACACUGGACAAACAUAGAAAUCCUGAUCCACCUCAGUUAAUUACAAGUGUGUGGGGAAUUCCAUCUCCCAUCGACACGGUUUACACCAGCUGCAACUGCCAGGGCAAAACCUACUUCUUCAAGGGAAAGAACCACUGGAGGUUUGAGAAUGCUGUGAUGGAUUCUGGCUUUCCCAAACCCAUCAGCACAGACUUUGGACAGAUUGGUCAUAUCACAGCUGCUUUACCUAUACCUAAGUACAGAAGCAGAAAAGAGUCUGUAAUCUUCUUCAAAAGAGGUGGGAUGGCGCAAAAGUACACAUAUCAGAUUACUCCAAAUUGUGGGACAAAGACAAGAAUUCCUAUGCUGACAGUGAGGACGAGAGCCAGACGACAAGCUGCUGCAGCUCUGGGUCAAGUGAUCAAUAUCUCAAAGACCUGGAGGGGAUUUCCGACCAUGGUGACCUCAGCCGUGUCUGUACCCUCAAGGGUGAAAGAGGGAUACAAGUAUUAUGUAUUCACUCAAAACAAUUAUUACAGCAUCAAAAUGGAAGGAGAAAGACCAGUGAUCCUCAAACCUGCUACAGGUCCAAAGGAAAACUCUGCAGCCAGCUUCUUUAAAUGCCCAGAAACCCAGAAAAACUGA
Molecule: messenger RNA, 3111 nt
Organism: Carassius auratus (goldfish)
Lineage: Eukaryota; Metazoa; Chordata; Actinopteri; Cypriniformes; Cyprinidae
Product: proteoglycan 4-like
Exons: 7
Coding region: 1-3111 (1036 amino acids)
Source: RefSeq, a predicted model, not a curated record